CAAUACCACACCCACACAAGAACAAGCAAGUCUGCUCUAAUCGUGGAAGUGAGGAACAUCAUAUUCUUUCACUUUGUUCUCACAGCACCCACAUCUGACACAGCUAUGGCAUCUGACACAGCUAUGGGUCUGACAGCAUUCACCUUGCUAGUGCUCUCUCUGCUCCACCAGUGUGUCCCUCACCCACUCAGCCCUCCGAAUAAUGGACUUCGUAAGUGCCGCACCAACUUGUCCAUUCCAGCACUGGAGGUGCUCCCAGGCGGGGGAUGGGACAACCUGAGGAACAUGGACAUGGGACGAGUCAUGAACUUCAGCUUCUCCCAGUGCCAGACCACGGAGGACGGAUUCUACCUCAUCCCGGAUGAGGUUUUUGUCAUCCCACAGAAGCUCACUGGUGUGGAGACCAAUUCUGAGCUCAUCAACACUUGGCUGGAACAGCGCAGCUCCACGUCUUUCUCCAUCAACUCGGACGUGUCCUUCCUCUCCGUGCUCAAUGCUAAGUUCUCCACUGAGAACCAGCGGGUGAAGACUCACCAGGUCCAAGGGAGCUCUGUCACCGCUCGUGUUCAAGUGAGUUGCUCCAUAAAGAAACAAUCAUUUUUGAACAGUUAUUUAUCUAUUUAAUGUCAUGUACAUUUAUCUCGGCAAUGAUAAAAUAAUGUAUGUUUUUACGUAGUUUGUAAUAAGUAAACAAGAGAGAGAAGAAUGACUGCAGAAUAUCCAUGUCAUGUUUAUACAGUAAUCCUGUUUCUUUAAGGCUUUCUGAACAGUCAAUACUAGAUAGUGUACCUUAUCUCAGUGUAGUUUGCUCUCUAGAUUAGCAACUAAUGACGACACCAAGCCUCAAGGUUAUUUCCUGGUUAAAGGUGAAAUAAAAAAAAUACUGAUUCCUCCCUCCCAGGUACGGAACUUCCUGUACACUGUAAAGGCUCACCCUGACUUCACUCUGGAUGGCCGCUUUGCCCACCAGGCUGAGGAGAUCGCAGACGCAAUCGAAAACAACCAGACUCGACAGGCAGCGUAUUUAUCUGAGAAGAUGGUGUUUGACUACGGAACCCAUGUGAUAACCAGUGUUGAUGCAGGAGCCGCCUUAGUGCAAGAGGACUAUCUCCGUUCAUCUUACGUGUCCGACAGUGAGACGGCAAAGUUCUCAGUUUCGGCAUCGGCAGGUCUUAACUUCUUUGAUAAAGUCAAAUUUGACAUUGGCAGCAAGGACACACAAGAGACCUCAGAGUCACAUAGUUAUCAGGGCAACAUCACCUACUCCAUAAUACAGAGCCAUGGUGGGGCUCCCUUCUACCCGGGCAUCACUCUGCAGAAGUGGCAGGAGAGCACCAAGAACAACCUGGUGGGCAUCGACCGGGCAGGACUGCCUCUACACUACUUCCUCAACCGGAUGACCUUCCCCGAUCUCCCUGAACCAACCAUCGGCAAACUGGCACUGUCUGUUAGUCAGGCUAUCCAGCGUUACUAUACCAUCAACACACACCCCGGCUGCGUCAAUCCAGACUCCAAGAACUUCAACUUCCAAGCCAAUAUGGACGACAGCUCCUGCGAGGGUCCGGCCACCAACCUCAGCUUCGGUGGGGUGUUUCAGCAGUGCACCAAGCUCACCGAGGAUGCAGACCCAAUCUGCCAGGCCCUGGCUCAGAAGAACCCAGACACAGGCUCUUACUCAUGUGGUCAGCCCUACAACGCCACCAAGUUACGCUCUGAGGUGAGAGAUGAGAGCUACAGCACGUACGAGUGCCACAAGCAUUGCCAUGGCUGCUGGCUGUUUUUCACCUGCUGCGACAACAUCUGUGGAGAUGCCUACUAUGUUCGCUCCGCUCGCAUCGACACCUACUGGUGCUCCACCAAUGAGGCAACCCCAGAGUACUCAGGAUACCUCUUUGGGGGACUCUAUGGCCCAUCCCUGCUGAACCCUCUGACCAAAACUAAGAGCUGCCCUCCAAACUUCAACAUUCAAAUGAAGCUUCUGUCCAACGGCCUCAUGAUCUGCCUGAGCAAUGACUAUGAGACGUCCACCAGGUUUUCGGUCCCCUUUGGGGGCCUGUUCAGUUGCCAGUCUAACAACCCCCUUGCACAGGAUCAACCCCGUUGCCCUCCCCAGUUCAGCCAGCACCUGGCUACUGUUAGUGAUGGCUGCCAGGUCCUCUACUGUGUCCAGUCUGGCUUGUUCACAGGUGGCCAGCUGCUGCCUGUCCGCUUGCCACCUUUCACUCGUCCUCCACUGAUCAGCAUGACUGCCACUAACACGGUGGCCGUGAUGACCGAUGGGGAUCGGGCAUGGGUCAGGGUGGGACAGACCAAGAUGUGGAAGCUGGCCAAGAUGACAGAGAUCCAGAGUAUGGUGCAGAUGUUCGAUCCAACCUCGGGACAGAUGACAGGGGGGCAGAAGUCUGGUGUGGCCUUUGGAGUAAUUUGCCUGGUUGCCUUGGUGGUGCUUGGGGCUGUGCUGCUGGUGAGAAGAAGGAGGGUCUCAAGGUUUGGUGGGGCGGGGGGGUAUGAGGAGAUCCACAGCGAGGGGCAGAGUGAGGGAGGUGUGGAGAGUCAAGAAGAGCAAGGCUCCGAGACAAUGACCCAGGCCCUGUUGCCAUGAGACCACAUUCCACACAGCUGACAUAUUAACAAGAAAACAGCUUUGAGAUAACUGUACUUUUUAAUCAACCUCUCAUGCUUGCUUUACACUUUCCCUUUACGAUCAAUAAUCUCAAAUACUGGCUAGGUAUAGGGUGAAGGUGUGAUUAAAAGAAACCAACUAAAUAAUCAACUAUUAUUAAUAAGGGGAAAAUGCACACAUUUACACCAACGUGUUGGCAGCUUCCUGCCUUCACCAGGGUUUACAAUACAAUACAAUACAAUAAUGUUAAUGAAUGUAUGGCGAAAAGGGUGACAAAAAUCUAUUGACCUAUUACUUAUGUUUUUAGUUGAAUUUGUUAGUCUUUUUAUACUGUGGUUAUGCUUUCCGUUGACAAUGUUUUAUAGAAAUCUACUAUGAUUCAAUAGCAUUAUUGUUUUCUGUUAUAACAUUUUAAUUAGCUUUUGUAUGUUUUGGACAUGAAAAUAAAACAACUAACACAAUAUGAA
Coregonus sp. 'balchen' is the source of this 3090-nucleotide messenger RNA. Lineage: Eukaryota; Metazoa; Chordata; Actinopteri; Salmoniformes; Salmonidae. The record is from the annotation of a GenBank genome assembly.